This is a messenger RNA of Cebus imitator (Panamanian white-faced capuchin), 7868 nucleotides long. RefSeq names its product elongator acetyltransferase complex subunit 4 (gene ELP4). Lineage: Eukaryota; Metazoa; Chordata; Mammalia; Primates; Cebidae. Gene Ontology annotation, cellular component: elongator holoenzyme complex; cytoplasm; transcription elongation factor complex. The transcript is spliced from 10 exons. The record is from RefSeq and is a predicted model, not a curated record. Bases 30 to 1304 code for a protein of 424 amino acids. Gene Ontology annotation, biological process: tRNA wobble uridine modification.
CCUAUUGGGUUAACUUGGGAGGUUUCAAAAUGGCGGCAGUGGCAACCUGCGGCGGUGACGCCGGGAGUGCUGGGUCUGCGGUGGCGACAGCCAGCAAAAGCAACGUCACGAGUUUCCAGAGGAGGGGUCCUAGAGCCAGCGGGACCAACGACAGCGGCCCUCGACUGGUGUCCAUUACGGGCACGCGACCGUCGGUGCGGAAUGGACAGCUGCUGGUAUCAACCGGGCUCCCAGCCCUGGACCAGCUCUUAGGUGGAGGUUUAGCCGUUGGAACAGUUCUUCUAAUUGAGGAAGAUAAGUAUAAUAUUUACUCAUCUUUGCUCUUCAAGUAUUUCCUGGCAGAAGGAAUUGUCAAUGGGCAUACUUUGCUGGUUGCAUCUGCUAACGAGGACCCUGCCAACAUUUUACAGGAACUUCCAGCACCAUUACUUGAUGAUAAUUGUAAAAAGGAAUUUGAUGAAGAUGUAUAUAAUCGUAAAACACCAGAAUCUAAUAUUAAGAUGAAAAUAGCUUGGCGUUACCAGUUAUUACCCAAGAUGGAGAUUGGACCAGUAUCAUCUUCAAGAUUUGGUCACUAUUACGAUGCAUCAAAAAGAAUACCACAAGAACUAAUUGAGGCUUCAAAAUGGCAUGGAUUUUUUCUUCCAGAGAAAAUACCUUCAACUCUCAAAGUAGAACCCUGUUCUUUGACCCAUGGCUACAUAAAGCUGCUUCAGUUUAUCCAGAACAUCAUUUAUGAGGAAGGAUUUGAUGGAUCCAAUCCCCAGAAAAAACAGAAAAACAUUUUAAGAAUAGGAAUUCAGAAUCUUGGCUCACCUUUAUGGGGAGAUGAUAUUUGCUGUACAGAAAAUGGAGACAGCAGUCACAGCCUUACCAAGUUCCUCUAUGUUCUCCGUGGACUUCUGAGAACCUCUCUUUCAGUCUGUAUCAUCACAAUGCCAACACAUCUGAUCCAAAAUAAAGCCGUUAUUGCCCACAUCACAAACUUGUCAGAUAUAGUAGUUGGUCUGGAAUCAUUUAUUGGUUCUGAGAGAGAAACUAACCCAUUGUAUAAGGAUUAUCAUGGCUUGAUUCAUAUACGGCAGAUUCCUCGGCUUAAUAACUUGGUUUGUGACGAAUCAGAUGUCAAAGACUUAGGUUUUAAAUUAAAAAGGAAGCUAUUCACCAUUGAGCGACUGCAUUUGCCUCCAGACUUGUCAGACACAGUGAGCCGCUCAAGCAAACAGGAUCUGGCAGAAUCUGCCAAGCGGCUGGGCCCAGGCUGUGGCAUGAUGGCCGGAGGCAAGAAGCACCUGGACUUCUAGGGAUUCCUCCUUAGCCAUUGCAUGCAGAAUUCUAUGACACUCUAAUUAUGAUUGCUAAUAGCUUAUGUAAAUAUUUUUCUUAACAAUUUGACCCUCUACUCCUUGAAAAAUACAGGAUUGUAAAAUGGGGCUGCCAUUUCUCAUUUUUUAACUUUUUACAGAAAUAGCACAGCACAAAUACUUUUAAAAUUUUCCCUUCAUACUAUAGAGAAAAUAAUUUUACUUUUAAAUAAACGCCAAAAAAUGUCAAAAUCUCAAGAUGCCUGACUGUGGUCAUUUGUGUGCGUGUACUAAGGCAUUUAGUGUCAUGGUAAAGUGCAUGUCACAGCAGGUAGCAUACAAAACAUAUGAAAUUCAAGAUUGUAUAUGAAAACAUAUUUUCUCUUUAUUUCAGAAAACAGUCACUUGCCACCAAAAAUGCUAAGUUUCUUUUUAAUGAAAAUGUGUUUGCUAAUAUAUAAAAUAAAUUUUCAUUUAUGUAUCUGGUUAUUAAAUUGAUAAAGACAAAAUAAUAUUUUGGGAUUUAGACUCCGUGAAAGAUAAUUAGUCUGCCAUAGUAGUUAAUAAAUAUAAAGAACUUGAGUUCUUUAUAUAGAACUCAAACAUAGAAAAAAGGAGUGGUUGGUCUUUAGUUUAGUAAUCCUGAACAACUGAAGUCAGCACUAUGAAAUUAUGUCAGCAGGCAUCAUUCAGGAUUGAAAUUCAAACUGACAGCUACAUUUAUGCUAGGGGAAAAUACCAGGGGAAAAAACAUAUACUGAAGCUCCAUGAGAGAUUUUACAGGACAUAGGUCUGAGACAAAGUGGAAAAAUGAAACUAACUCAGAUUUCCAUUGCAUCACAUAAACCUUUUGCUAAUCAUGAACAUUGGUUGGAUAUGUAAAUUUCUAACCAUAUAAACAUAUCUUUGCAAGGGGGUGGAUAGCCUACUGAACCAGUUUUCAUAUAAAACACUAGGUGUUUUAAUUAUAAUUCCAUAUUCUCAAAGCUUUUGACAGAUAAUAAAAACGAAAGUUAAAAAGUAACUUGCAUAUUUAAGAGUCUUCAUUUUUAAAAAGGUGUUCAACAUCCAUUGGGAGAAACUGAAUUCCCGAAAUACAUUUUCAAAUAUAUUAGAAUAAUUUGAAGCAGUUAUAACUAGCAUUUUUAAGCAGCUUGCUUUUAAUAUACCACAAAUUACACUUUAUUUGUUCUUGACAACAUUGUAGAAAACAAAGACUAGGUUUUUAAAACUGUCUAACCAAUAUGAUGAAUGUCAGUCACUUAAAAAAACCCACUGUAGCAUAAACACAUACUGUAUACAGCUUUUAUUCAGAAUUAGAAUAAUUGAAUCAAUGACAGUGAUUUGCCAGGAUGUCAAAUCUCUCCAUCAUAUCCUGUCACUACCAGUUUAUUUUUUGUGAUCAAAAUCAAAAAGACAACUAUUUUGUCACCCGCUAUUUCAUUAGUACUAAAAAUCAGGUUUCUUAUUGUAUUUUUUUAGAACGUCUGGUUUAUUUUUUUCAUUUCUUUUAAUUCUAAAGACAAAUUCUUCCCCAUUUUCUUUUCAAAAUAAAGUUUCAGAAUUGAUCUGUCAGUUAAAAUUAAAGGGCUUUUAUAUUAAGCAAAGUUGCUUUUAAAUUUUAAAGCAACUUCAAAAAAUUGAUUUAGUCCAUAGAUAAUAAAUAAUGUUGUGCGGAUACUCCACAAAAGCUCUGCUAUGUCCUUUGAAAGCAUUAUGAACAUUCUGAAUAAAUUCAAAUGAGUAUUUUAGUCAGGUUAUUAUUUUAAUAACUCUAACCUUUUUCUUACCGUGUUGAUUCAUUUUAUACAAACACACAAUGGAACAAUUUCAUAGCAUUUGACUCUGAAAAGGAGAUGUGAGGUCAUCAGAUAUGUAAAUUGCUUGUCAAAAUACUUAAUAGGUCAUUGAUUUACUUCUCUAGCUACCAUGUCUAUAAAAUUAACAGCUAAUUACUAGUUAAUCUAUGCUUUGCAAAUAGAUAAAUACUAUAAAAAUUGAAUGUGCAUAUUUGAACCCUCAUUUUAAAUAUAAAAGAAACUUCUUAAACUCAGUAAAAGUGCAUUUUGAAUAAUAAGACUACCUGGGCUUUCCAAAAAUCAUAUCCAAGUGCUUUGUUUUUCUAAUUCACUGGGCAGGCUUUGUAAAAAUAAGCUACUAGAGAGGGCUAUAUAUUUUUGUCUUCCUCUGAUAGAAACCCACUCUGAAAAUGUGUUUUCCUUUCUUCUGGAAACAUUAUUUGUUACUCAUUAUGUUAAUAACUUACUACAUAAACAUAUCGUUCUUCGGUAAUGCUACUGUAGGUAUAGACACCAUUUUGAUACAUUAUGAAAUAUACCCUCUAUUAAAAUAGAUUUGUUUAAAUUAUCAACUUAAAGAUAUAAAAGCUUAAGAACAAUGCCAAAUAUAGUAUCUGAAAUUAUAUCUUUUAAGUGUUUCUAGUAUAUGAACUUCAAAACCCUAUAUGGUAUUCAUUUCUUACACUAGAUUUGCCUUUCUUUAACAUGAGGUAAAUAUUUUGAUGACUGCAAUUUGCUCAGGUGCUAGCGUUCUAAAACCUUUUGAAUUUCCUUUUAGUAGCCACUAGACAAUAUCUACUUUUCUCUUUCAUUUAUUCCUUAUGUCCACCUCCAGGAUCCUUAAAUAACAGUAGACAAAAUAAAACUACUUCAGAAGGAAGCGACACUCUGCAAUCAAUUCCCUGUCCAUCUUUUAAUUUUAACAGAUCAGACACACAUACACAUAAAAAAGGAGAGUGGAGGGGAACCCUCUUCAUUUGUUUAAGCCCAUUAUUAAUGUCAUUUCUAAGACAGCAUGUUACUGCUUUCCAAAGAUAGUCACCAUCGACAUUAUUGAAAUAAGCAGUACUAAAUACUUACACUUUGAACUUUAAAACUGAGCAGUUGAGUUAUUCAGUACCAAGUCAGAACAGAAAAACAAAAAAAGCAGAUGACGUUUAUUCUUGAAAAAUGGAAAAGAGAAGAAUAUAUAUUUGGCCUUGGUAAGCCAAACAUACAGAGAAGAAAUGCCUUUUUUUUAAUCUUAUUAACAUGAGGGCCCAGAGCAAAAAGAAAUAAGUAAAAGGAAUAUAAACACAAUCCUAAGAUGACAUUGACAGAACAAAGCUAAAUCUGAAAAUAACACUGAGUGAAUCUUAGGAAAACUAGUGAUAAUAAAAAGUAGGAAGAAAUGAUGUGAGCUGUAUCAAGAAACCAAUUGUUUACCAUUUAAGGGUUAGGAGGCAUAGCUUUGGGGGAAAAAUAUUCUGGAAAUUCAUUGCAGUAAAAUGCAUUUUUUUACUUAGAACAAUUUGAACGUUUAUUACUUAAAACAUUCAGCUCUUAUUCUGUUCACCUGGUUUUCCCAAGUCAAAGUUUGAAGAAAAAUUUUAGGCUUUUAGUCCUGUGAUUCUACUGUGGUCUUCACAAAUAGUCUCCAUCCUGGAAGAUGGUGUCAAAACAUCCCUGCAGAUACCCCAUUGAUAAAUAUAUAAAUAUAUCUAUCAUUAAAUAAACAAAAAUAAAUUAUUUCAACAAUGAGUAAAAGGCCAACUCCCAGUCACUGCUACCACACAGUGCCUGCCAUGCUGUCCCCAAGAGAGUGCCUGGAGCUCUGUUCGAAAGGACAGCUCAUGUCCCUAGGGUGUGGGCAGAAGGCAAGGCAGCCGUUCCCAUCCUGCUGGACCAGGGGGCUUCUGCAGCUGAGCAACUGCUUCUUCAGACUAAACCAGGAUGUGCCACUUUGCCCUGACCCUCAGAGCACACAUAUACAUGCCCAGGUGCAUACAUACAGACGCUCUGCUCCCACGUCACUCCUUUUCUCCCAUUCCCACCUCUUAAUGCCUGGUGUGCCACACCCAGGUCUCCAAAGUCUCUGCUCUCUACACAACAGAACCGUGGGCCAGAACUGGCUGCCUGACCCUGGUAGAAAUCAUAGCCAGUGAGAAGGAAGAAGUAAGCCAGCCAGCAGCUGUGGCACGCACUCCCACAUAGCCGUUCUCUGACAGUUCCCUCAGCACACGGCCGGCCCUCGGGGAAUGGAGACUGCAAAAUGUCAGGAGGUAGAAAUGUCUGCACGGGCAAUUGUACCAACAGUGCAUAUGCGUGCGCACUCCCCUGAAAGAAGUGUGCCACUGUGCAGUGCAGGCUGCACAGCGCCUGCACUGAAUAAAACUACAUGCACACAUACAAAAAACAAUCAACUUACAAAGGUGACUCUAAAUGUGCAGCAACUCUGGUUGAAUAAAAUUAUUAGUGUAUUUCAUGCCAGAGCAAUGAAUCUCAAUUACCUAUUCACAAGUAAUUCCUUAACUGAAAAACAGUAGAUAUUGAACUAGAAGGUUAUAUUUUUUAAUCCUUCCAUUAAUUUCUAUAUUUCUGAUCAUUUGCUUUUGGCGAUUUUUUUUUAAAGCAUAGUACAAUUCAGUGGAAGUGUGUCUUUGUCCCCAGAGGUUUCUGCAUGUGCAAGCAUUUUAAUCCAGACUGCCAGAAGCCCCAGGCUUUUUACUGAAGUUUGCAGAGGAAAACUUAUCUAUAUUGACUUAUAUGUUGCACAGAACAAAUAAAAGUCUCAGACAGGCCUUUUUUACCCAACAAAGGCUUAUUUUUUUUCCAUCCUUUGCUUGGGCUCAAGCACUCCUGCCCUGCGUGCCUCCACUUUAAACAUGAUCAGAUCUGUGCUUCAUUGCGAAUAACAACUGACCAACAAUGGGCCCUGCUUCAUAGAUUUGGGAAUGUUUGGCUUAAGCUGCCAAUGACUGAAGCCCUUUAAUUCCCACCGGCCAGUCACAGUCUGCUUUGUUGUUGUCUGUUGAUGUGUCUGUGCUCAUUAUUCCUUGACAUGCAACAUCCCCCUCCACCCUCCAACCAUCCACAACCGCACAGAAAGCAAGAUUCAAAUGGGAACAGCUGUAGUGGUUCAAUGGGAAAUGAUGCCUCUUGUGCAAAGGGGAGGGAGACAGAAAAGGGACAGGGCCUAUUUGAGAAAGGCAACAGCUUUCAGAGAGUCUCCUUUAAGAAAUCUACUUUUGAAUAUACUUCAGUGAAAUCAUUGUUGAAAUGGGCUGACAAUGGAAAUCUGCCCAGAUUGAAAAUGCCAGUCCUAAUUCAAAAAACAACUCCUAAUAGCUUGUAGCAUUUUAAAAUUAUUUCUAGACUUUGAGCUUUUGAAUUAAAUGACUAACUAGGAAAUGUUGUAUAUAUGUUGUGGGUAUAAGUGGGCACAAAGCUACACCCAGCAUUAAGUGGAAUUUUUUUCUAACACAUUUUUGAUUUAUGAUAUCUACAAGAAUUGUUGUUUUAAAGAUCAUCAGGAUGUAAAAUAGAGUGUGUAUGAAAGUAACCAUUGGUUUAGAGUGUUGAUCUAACAUGGAAAUAAAAUUUGUAACACCACACUAUAAGGUUAAAAAGAAAAUUGUAUAAUAAAGGAAAUACAAAGGCUUUGGCAUGGUUUUUGUACAAUCAACAAUGGUUAAUUUUGAUAUGUAGUUGUGAACAACUUCAAAACACUUAAGUUUAAAACUCUUGCAAGCACUUUUAAUUGAUUAGGAAUGAAUUCUAGAUGCACAAAAUGAUUGGACCGUGAACAGUAAUACAACUAUAUCUAAGAACAAUUAACUUUUGCUGGCCAAAAAAGAAACGUAUGAUUGCAUGAAAAUGUGUAUAAAACAUCUAUAGAGUAUUCUUGUCAAAUAUAAAUGAAAUUAACUUUAUUAUAGAAAUCAUUCUGAGGAUUUCUAGGGAAGACAAAUACUUAACAUUUUGACAUAAAACAAAUUGGAUUAUAUCGAAGACACACUCUACCUUUUAGCUAUCAACUUUUUUCUUCCUUGAAUUUAUAUCUUACCCUUUUUUGCACAUAAACUUCAUCUGUUAACAACCUUUGGAAAACCAACAAAUAUUUCUUACAUAAAUCUAGUGCAUGUUGUUCCAGGUUUCAUUAUAUGCAAAGGAAUGAUACAAACUUGGAACAUCAGUCCAUAAACUAUGAACAGAUGGGUAGCAGUAUUCGAUAUAUCUUGAUAAAACUCUUAAAACCGUGGCAAAGCUUGUUGAUCAUGGUUUUCUUUUUUUAAAAAAAAACAAUUUCAUGACCAACACAGAUCAAACAUCCAUCCAGUCUACGUUGUUCUUUUUUUCAUUAUAACAUACAAAUGCCCAUUUACAAAUAAUACACCAAAAUGAAUAAAAGUUUGGAUACCAAAAUGAAGAUUUGUUCCAACUGAUAGCGUGCCUUCUGUAUACAAAGGUCCGUGUUUCAAGUCCAUUCCCCAGUGGUACAAUAAAGGACACGGUUGUAGAACUGAAGCGCCUCUAACAGCCAUUUUUCUUUCUUUCCUGAAUGCUCAACUGUUGUGUCCACAUAGUCACUGACUGAAUUCACACAAUAUUUCCUUUCUUUUUUUAUUUUUUUUUACUGUAAUCUUGGCCAGUAUUGGGACAUAUCAGGUUCACUUCCGGGAACUUGCACUGGAACUGACACACCGGGGGAAAUGAGUCCUGAAAGGGGAUGAAAGAAACAGCCAUGUAGAUAUAACCUUUGAGAAACAGACAUGGAAUACAAAUG